This is a messenger RNA of Amblyraja radiata (thorny skate), 2345 nucleotides long. RefSeq names its product nuclear factor interleukin-3-regulated protein-like. The record is from RefSeq and is a predicted model, not a curated record. Gene Ontology annotation, cellular component: nucleus. Gene Ontology annotation, molecular function: DNA-binding transcription factor activity; DNA binding. The coding region runs from base 107 to 1786 and encodes 559 amino acids. Gene Ontology annotation, biological process: circadian rhythm; regulation of DNA-templated transcription. The transcript has a single exon. Lineage: Eukaryota; Metazoa; Chordata; Chondrichthyes; Rajiformes; Rajidae.
CUUUGUGUUCUGCUCAGGUCUACUGAAGGAAGGUGGCUCCAGUUCCCAAUGUCAGGACACAAGUCGGUGACCUAGCGGGAGGGGGAAGCCUGCACGCCGGCUACCCAUGGAAUCGGGCUACUACUCCGAGAUGGAGAACGUGGAUUCAGCCUCGGGCCACGUGUCGGACUCGGCCGCGGACCCCCAGGGCCAGGGGGGGUUGCAGAGGAGCAGGGGGGGCCGGAGCCGGUCUGGCGGAUCCGGGGGCCGCAGGAAGCGCGAGUUCAUCUCGGACGAGAAGAAGGACGACAGCUACUGGGAGAAGCGGCGCAAGAACAACGAGGCAGCCAAGCGGUCGCGGGAGAAGCGGCGCAUCAGCGACCUGGUGCUGGAGAACCAGGUGUUGGCGCUGAACCAAGAGAACGUUAACCUCAAGUCCGAGCUGCUGGCCCUCAAGCUGAGGUUCGGCCUCAUCACCACCGCCGCCUACUCCGAGAAGAGCCGGCAACUGGCCGGCGAGGCGGUCAGCUCCAUCUACACCACCGCCUACUCCACCGGUCCCACCAUGCUCCUCCAGUCCGACUCGUCCGAGGCCGAGCACUCCAGCCGGAGCAGCGGCUUCACCCCCAUCAGCAAGUACUCGCCCCGGGGCUCCCUCUCGGAUGUGAGCAACACCUCGCUCAGCGCCGGCAACAGCCCCGAGCACACGGUGCAAGCGGACACCAAGCGAGACAACUCCAUGGACAGAGACAGGGACAGGGACCCCUUCAUCAAGGAGGUCAUGAACGUUCAGGUGGUCUUUGAUGCCUCCGAGCCCACGUCGUUCGUGAGGGGGGGCUACGAUGAGAUCGGGUUCGUCAGCUACAAGGAGUCGGCCAAGUACAACCACUCGACCAGGGACAUCAUUCAGUUCGGGUGCCUGGAAGGGACGGGCCCUUAUUCCGCCCGGCGGGGAGACUAUCGGGUCCCCUCCGGCCAUGGGGAACACGGGAUGGACUCGCCGCUGAGAGCGGGACGCACUCUUCCCACCGACCCGCUCUUGGCCCCGUCUCAGCGGUACUACCCCACCGAGGCUCCGGUCCCCGAGAAGCCAGCCGCCCAGCUGGGAUACCUCCACCAUGCCCAGAACACGGCUGGUGAGCUGGUGAAGCGCUUCGAGGUCCAGAACCCAGAUGAUGUCCCACCUCCGCACUUCUCCAUUGGGAAGCAGGAGGUUCCCAGCUCUGUUAUCGAGGCCCCACCAGGGUUGGACCAGGGCAUGGUGCCACCGGUCAAUGUACCAGCCUGCACGCUCUCCGAAGGCUCGGACAGCGAUAGCCAGGAGAGAGGGAACAGGCACGGUCGUGUCAUUGGGACCCACUCUGACCCCAGCCAGGCACGCAAGAGGACAGCCCUGCCUCACAAGCUCCGGCUGAAGGUCCGAGCCAUCCAGGGCAGCGGGCAAGAGACCAAGCAGGACCAUCCCCCUUCUGGCCAUCGAGAUCACAGCAGCGCACCACUGCAGCGGCAAUUCAGCUUCCACCGCAGCGGAUGCAUCGUGAAGAGUUGCAUUCCUGCAUGCGGCAAGGGCGACCUUUGGAGCGAGACGGGACUUCUAGCUGCGACAGCAGGGCGGCAGUGGCAGGGUGGGCUCCCGAGGCAGUUUGAGGAAGACCCUUCCAAAGGCUCCACCAAUCUCCCGAGGUCCGUGGACUCUGUAGCUGGCUACAAGGCCCUUGAAGGGAACGCCAUGGAGUCAACUGAGGAAUGUCCACUCCAUGCUGAGCGGAACAGUGCAACCAGGUCCACCGAAGGUCAACUCAUGUAGAGAUGGGAAAUAAGGUCUGACUGUCCGGGACUACUACAAUGUCUCUCCAUGUGGGGAGUAUCUCCCUCUAGCUGGGUAGCAGCAGCAUGAUGAUGUACAAGGAUGGCCUCCACGCACACAUUCCAACACUGGAGUUGCUUUCUGGACAAGAGAUGGUGCAUCAAUAUCCUUUAACCUUUCAGGGAUUCAAUCACACUGAGAUUCACUAUAAGAUGCAAACUGAGCCAAUGCCCACAUUAAGCAUGUUCUGAUGGGGUUGUUCCAACACGGAGGUGAUUGAGGUAGACAACCUGGCCCCUUGUGUCCAAUUAGUUCCUGGUCGGAUCUGUAAUGAUCCAAAUCCCAAACCAGGAAGGCCAGGGUGUUGAGGCGUGGACUCCGAGUGUAAUAGUCCGUACACUGUCUGUACUUAUCCCACCCUUCACUCCUGGAGGUCAGUUUGGUUAGUUUAGUUUUAGUUUAGAGAUACAGCGUGGAUAAAGCCCUUCGGCCCACCGAGUCCGCACCGACCAGCGAUCCACAUCCUCUAGAACUAUCCUACACACACACUCACACACUA